This is a messenger RNA of Salvelinus sp. IW2-2015, 446 nucleotides long. Lineage: Eukaryota; Metazoa; Chordata; Actinopteri; Salmoniformes; Salmonidae. The record is from RefSeq and is a predicted model, not a curated record.
UUGGUUCCAAAGGUCCCCUUCCAACAUUCCACCUGCUUCACGCACAGCCAAUAGACGGGAACUGGACUGCAGAAAGAAACAUGUCGCGACGGAAACGUCAAAACAAAAAGCCAUCUAAGUUUGCAUCAGAAGACCUGACAAGAAUAAUCGAAAAUGUCGAGUUUCAGUCAGAUGAUGUGGAGGGGGAGAGAGAGGGCCGGAGAGAAAAGAGAGAGGGGAGGCCGUGGGAGACAGACCCAGGGACAAGAGGCAAUCCGAUGACUGAGUGUGAGCGCGUGAACGGUCCUACUCCGAAGACGUCCAAACAAGUUCACAUCGUCUUCCUCCCCGACAGAUACCAAACUCUCAUAGAGGAGGUGGAGGACAGCGAGGGAAGAGAGGAGGAGGAGAGGAAAAAACAGGCGAAGGAGGAGAGAAAAAAGGAGAAACACAAGAAGUACAGAAAG